This is a messenger RNA of Nothobranchius furzeri (turquoise killifish), 2722 nucleotides long. It is a transcript of the gene seh1l, whose product is annotated as SEH1-like (S. cerevisiae). The record is from RefSeq and is a predicted model, not a curated record. Gene Ontology annotation, cellular component: nuclear pore outer ring; Seh1-associated complex. NCBI's taxonomy places the organism in Eukaryota, Metazoa, Chordata, Actinopteri, Cyprinodontiformes, Nothobranchiidae. Gene Ontology annotation, biological process: cellular response to amino acid starvation; positive regulation of TORC1 signaling. Gene Ontology annotation, molecular function: structural molecule activity; protein binding.
UCUCUCUCUCUCUCUUUCUCUCUGUCACGUGACAGGCGGGAGCUUGUGCUAACCAGUGCAGUGCAGCUAAUCUCGCUGUUGUUUUUCUUCUAACCAUGUUCGUAGCUCGGAGUAUCGCUGCGGACCAUAAAGAUCUGAUCCACGAUGUCUCUUACGAUUUUCACGGCCGGAGAAUGGCAACAUGCUCCAGCGACCAGAGUGUGAAGGUUUGGGACAAAAGUGAGAAUGGAGAGUGGCACUGCACAGCCAGCUGGAAGACCCACAGUGGAUCAGUGUGGAGAGUAACCUGGGCCCAUCCAGAGUUUGGGCAGGUCCUGGCCUCCUGCUCCUUCGACAGAACAGCUGCUGUCUGGGAGGAGAUCGUAGGGGAGUCCAAUGACAAACAGAGAGGCCUGAGCCACUGGAUAAAGAGAACAACACUGGUGGACAGCAGAACAUCUGUAACUGAUGUGAAGUUUGCUCCUAAACACAUGGGUCUGAUGCUGGCCACCUGCUCUGCUGAUGGAGUGGUGAGGAUCUACGAGGCUCCUGACGUGAUGAACCUGAGCCAGUGGUCUCUGCAGCACGAGAUCUCAUGCAAGCUCAGCUGCAGCUGUAUAUCCUGGAACCCUUCCAGCUCUCGUGCCCAUCCCCCCAUGUUUGCUGUGGGGAGUGAUGACAGCAACGUGACCUACGGCGGGAAGGUUCAGAUUUAUGAGUAUAAUGAAAACACACGGAAGUACAGUAAAGCAGAGACACUGAUGACAGUCACAGAUGCAGUCCACGAUAUCGCAUUUGCUCCUAACUUGGGAAGGUCCUUCCACGUCCUCGCCAUCGCAACAAAAGAUGUCAGAAUAUUUAAGCUUGUUCCUUUGAGGAGGGAGAGCACCACCACCGGACCAACCAAGUUGGAGGUGCAGAUCGUGGCUCAGUUCGACAACCAUAACUCCCAGGUGUGGCGUGUGAGCUGGAACAUCACCAGCACCCUGCUGGCUUCCUCUGGAGACGAUGGCUGUGUUCGGCUGUGGAAAGCUAACUACAUGGACAACUGGAAGUGCACCGGCAUCCUGAAGGGGGACGGCAGCCCGUUGACAGGUUCGUCUGGUCAACCCAGCGCCAUGAGCACCGUGGUGGGCUCCUCCAUCCAGACCUCCCAGAAUGCCCUGAACGGGAUGUCAGCAGGAAGGAUUGCCAAAAGAGCUUCCUUUGCUCCUCCCCUGCGGCAGCUGACCUCUCCAAAGAUAAACCAGAGUCCUGCAUAUUACUAAUGUCUCGUGCACGCCACCGCCUGCUCCCCGUGGCUGUUUGAGACUAGUCCCACCGAAGCACAUUUCAUAGCUGAUAACUUGUUGAAGUUUGGAUUUUUGGCAUGAAACCUUGGUGCGUGUACCUCACAACCUCAUGUCGCAGAGGUUUACUGCUGUGGGGCAAUGAAGAAGAAAAGAUUUUUUCUACAGCGCCUCUCAAGAUAAAAAUCACAAGGCGCUUCACAAAAAAAACAUGUAAAAUAUAAAAAAGAAUUUAGAAAAUGAUUAAAAAUAUAUUUAAAAUGAGCAAAAAAAUUGACAAUUGUGAUUAAAAAUGUAAAGAAAGAGAGAGUGAAUAGGAAAGGGGGAAAUCAGUGGAUCCUGAGGAAGGUGGAAUAGGUGGGGAGAGCAGAAUAAGGAGAGGGUGAUGAAGGUCACACCAAAGCCUGAACAGCUGCUUUUUAAAGGAGACCACUGAGUCCACUGAUCUCAGGCUCAGGGGGAGAGAGUUCCAGAGUCUAGGGGACACAGCAGCAAAUGAUCUGUCACCUUUGGUCUUUACCAAAGACCAAAGUGAGUGUGUGUGUGUGGUCACACUCACUCAACCCAACAUUGCCUGCCUGACAUUUUUUCUGAAGCAUGCAUGGAUAUUUUUCCUGUUAAAUUUUCAUUUCUACUUCCUUUUUAUGUUUCCUUGUUUGUAUUUUUGGUGUCUUCCCACCCCAAACCUUCCUCCUUUUCUAUGUAUCCAUUGUGUUUGUCUGCUCCCCUUUUUAUUUUCCUCUGAUGUUACUUUAGGUAUUUCUUUCCUCCUCUGGAUCCUCCCAGAGCAGGGACCAGGUGUGGUCACCUGCUGCCUCCUCCCUCCCUCAUAGAGCACUGCGAUGCUGAGCCCGUCACUCAGCCUCAGCAACAUGCUCUUCUCCCCAGACACAACUCUAGAGUGCUGCUGUCCUUACCAGAGGCUGAGGAGCAGUCGUUUUAGCUGUGUGUUCCCCUGCGUGUGUAUUUAAAGUACAAUUCAAUAAUUCAAAACUGUUUGUCCAUAAAUCGAAAACAAAUCGGAGAACUGAAUCACGCUGGACGUCAUCUGACUGACUAGCAAGGCACAUCAUUAUCCUGUUUUAAGGUUAGCAGAAAUUGUGUCUACUUGCAAAUAGGAAAUGUAUUAAAAGUGGUAGAAAUUAUACCAAGUGAUACAGUAGAAGCAUGUGGAGCAGCCCUGUGAGAAUAGCACCUGAUUCAUCAUCACACAGAAUCAGGCAUGUCUGAAGCCCGUUCUGGACAGAGCUGCUGUGUUCUGCGUGUCCGUUGGCUGGGGUGUGAUCCACAGCCUUGUCAUGAACAGCUGCUCUGCUGAAUUAUACUGGAGCAAGUCAACAAGUCCUAGCUUAUAGCUGUUAUGUAAAUGCCUCAUUCUGAUGGAGUGUGAUUAAAUGAUUUGGCUAUUUGAUUUGACACAUUCUCUAAAAUAAAACUUGAAAUGUAAAUGUGAA